AACUAGGGCUCCUGCUCCUGCGUCUUCCCUUCCCCGUCGCCUAUAAACUCAUCCUCGCCCUCAAAUUCUCCUUCAAUCCCUUUCAGAUCCGCUCGCUCUUCAAUUCGAACCCUAAUUCAUGGCUGCUUCGCAGCCCUUUGACGGUGGCUACCGCCUCAGAUCCGCCUCCAAUUCCGCCGCCGCAGGCCCCUCCUAUUCGAGAUUCGCUUUCUCCUAUGCCAUAUUCCACCCUGCUGCUCCACAGAACACCUUCACGAAUCUCUCCUUUUCCACAAAUCAACGGGAUCAUGCGUUAUCCGACUUUUAUGCUGCCUCGGGUGGUCCGCCCCCGACGAAGAAAAGGAGGUUCUUGCCCGACCGACCUGCGUGGGACUCCGGCGCCAACGGCGGUACGGUGUCGUCUAGUUGUCGGUCCGUCAUGCGCCCCCCGAGGCCAGAAGACGAAAACGCGCGACGCCGUGACCUGAACGAGGCGCAGCCACACGAACAGCGGGAACCCAUACGUUCGGAAGCCGAGGGCGCACCAUUUGUUACGAGGAGCGAGAUCGAGAUGUGCUCUCCUUCGAGGAAGGAUGGCAUUGAUUGCCUGCUUGAAACGGAGUUGCGGUUCUCCUACUGCUCGUACCUCCAGCAUCUCGGGCUCAGGCUUGACCUGCCACAAACUACGAUUGGGGCAGCAAUGGUCCUUUGCCACCGUUUCUUUUUUCGGAGAUCUCAUGCCUGCAAUGAUAGAUUUUUGAUUGCGACUGCUGCUCUGUUCCUGGCGACUAAGUCUGAAGAUACACCAUGCUUAUUGAAUUCAGUGCUCAGGGUAUCAUGUGAAGUUUCAGAACUCCUCGGAAUUCCUUAUUAUCCGUAUCUACAUCAUAAUAAAGAAUGGUUUGAACAGUACCGUGAACGGGUUAUUGAAACUGAACAAAAGAUACUGACUACUCUGGAUUUUGAACUUCAAGUGGAGCAUCCUUUUGUUCCUUUGGCAUCAGUUCUGGGGAAACUUGGACUCUCACAAUCUGUGCUUCAUAGUCUAGCUUGGAGUAUGGUCAGUAAAGGGCUUAAUAAAUCUAGCUUCCUGGGUAGUGGAUGUUGCUUUAUAAAAUUAGUGUUCUAGCUUCCUGGCCUUUACAAUAAUGAAAGGUUGUUUGCAGUGUCUUUACUUCUGAAAAUGUUGUUUCUUCUAGUAAAGGUACAUUUUUAUACAGGUGAAAUAAUCCAUAUCCUAGUUCCGAGAUGUCUUUAAUUUUCUAGUUCAGGUAUAGCAUGGUCAUCUCCAGGUGUGUUCAGGAUUGAGGGUGGUUGCUAAUUGAAGUUCUCUAUAGAUGUCUUGGUUGGCUUUCAACAAUUGCAUGGUGAUCUCCAGUUAAUUUUUGAAGUGACAUCUCGCCUGCAUACAUUAGUCUGGUCCUUUUUACAAACUUAAGGACUGUCUGAUAAGUUAAGUUACAGACUAAUUGUUUUAUCCAAAAGAGGUAAACCAUUCCAUUCAGUGUACUCAUGUUUCUUGGGCAUUUAUUAACUAUCCAAAAGGAGCAUAUGCACCUAUAUUUUUGCAUAAUGCAGGAUAUCUGAUUAGAUCAUCUUUGAUAUACACUGUAAGCAGAAGCUUCAAGCAUCAAGGAGAGAAUUGUUCUCUUCUUUGUUUCCCAAAUUUAUACUACUUUCCUGAUUGAAUAAUGGAUUAUGGGAGGGGAAUAUUGGAGUAUUCCUGGUUUCGGGAAUUGAUGUAUGGUUGGUUCCCAAAGACAUGCUAUAGUUUAGCACUAAAACAGAAUUUCAACUGAAGAUUCUCAGACUGUAUGUAUCAGAUGGACUGCUGCUUUGAUUUUGGUAAGGAGUCUUUGUAUGUAGGAUUGUAUGUUUUUGCUCUAGUCCUGAUUUGCUUGUAUCUUUCUAUUUGCCAACAAAUCUGAUAUGUUUAUUUUAAUUCACCGAGCACCUCAUGUAGCGUUGCCACUUUUCUGCUUGCGACAAAAUGGUUUGGCUGAUGGCUUUUCCUAGUUUUCAUUCUAUGAUGCUUUGAUUACACCAGCUUAACUAUCAAAUAUACAGCUCACUGACUGUUUUUUGAUCUGCAGUUAUAGAACUUCACUUUGCCUUCAGUUUAAAUCUCGUCAUAUCGCUGCUGGAGCUGCAUUUCUUGCUGCCAGGACCCUAAAUUUUGAGACAGCAUUACAUCCAAACAUUUUGCACCAGUUUCAUACGACACCAUCUAUCC
Zingiber officinale is the source of this 2212-nucleotide messenger RNA. RefSeq names its product cyclin-T1-5-like. Gene Ontology annotation, cellular component: cyclin/CDK positive transcription elongation factor complex; nucleus. Gene Ontology annotation, molecular function: cyclin-dependent protein serine/threonine kinase activator activity. The record is from RefSeq and is a predicted model, not a curated record. Lineage: Eukaryota; Viridiplantae; Streptophyta; Magnoliopsida; Zingiberales; Zingiberaceae. The transcript is spliced from 5 exons. Bases 119 to 1108 code for a protein of 329 amino acids. Gene Ontology annotation, biological process: regulation of transcription by RNA polymerase II; positive regulation of DNA-templated transcription, elongation.